Molecule: messenger RNA, 3300 nt
Organism: Closterium sp. Naga37s-1
Lineage: Eukaryota; Viridiplantae; Streptophyta; Zygnematophyceae; Desmidiales; Closteriaceae
Source: the annotation of a GenBank genome assembly
AUGACGACAUUCAGGUUUGCUUUGAGUCGACUCAUCUUACACCUGCUAGGUUCCGGUGCUGCCGACUGCGGGGAAUUGCAUGAAGUCGUCGCAGCUGGUGCACUGGAUAGGGCUGCUCGCGCUCUUCUCCUGCGCAUCCAUCUGGCUCCUGCACGGACUGAUGCGCCAGCGGUGGCGCCUGCCCCUCCGCCCCGGCUCAUCCUGGUGACGCCGACGUACGCGCGCGCGUUCCAGGCGGCGUACCUCACGGAGCUCACUCACACGCUGCGCCUCGUGCCGCCGCCGCACACGUGGAUCGUCGUGGAGAGCGGGAAUAAGCCACAAGGCGUUUGGUUGACGGACGAGACGGCCAUGCUGCUAGAGCGGACCGCAGGGUACUGUGCAGCGGUGGAGGCAGGCGGGUGUCGGAAGCUGGAAUACGUUCAUAUAGCCACUGGAAAUGACGAGGACCAACGAUGGUUCCGCGGCGUGGGCCAACGGAACAUUGCUCUGGAGUACAUCGAGAAAGAGAAUCUCGAAGGAAUCGUGUACUUUAUGGACGAUGACAACUCGUAUGCGCUGCAGCUGUUUGAGGAGCUAAGGAAGAUCCGGCGCAUCGGGCUGCUGCCGGUGGGGUUCCUGUUUGGGAAAGACAGCCCCAUGCGCUCAUACGUUGGCCGCCCCAUUGUGCGCGUGGCCGUUGAGGGGGGUGACAGGGAGGGCAAGAGGGAGAGAGGUGCGAGGGAGGGGGGUGAGAGGGAGAGGGGUGCUGCGGUGGAAGGCCGUGGUGGUGACAACGGUGGUGGCGACAACGCUGGUGGCGGCAACGCUGGUGGCGACAACGGUGGUGGCAAGGACAGUCCUAUGCGCUCGUAUGCUGGGCGCCCGAUUGUGCAGGUGCUUGUGGAGGGGGAUGAGACGGAGAGUGACUCUUCUGUGGAGGCCAGCAGCGCCAGCACUGGAAGCAGCGCCAGUGGCGGUGGCAGUGGCGGUGGCGGUGGCGGCGGCAGUGGCGGUGGCAGUGGCGGUGGCAGUGGCGGUGGCAAUGGCGGUGGCGGUGGCUACGCGGGCGGGGAGAUGGAGCAGGUGGCACGGGCGCGGGUCGUGGGGUGGGAGGCGUAUGGCCGGCGCGUCCCCCUGCAGAGAGACCCCGAGGCACGGCGAUACAUCACGGACAUGGCUGGGUUUGCUUUCAGCACGGAGGCUCUCCGCAACGGCACAGUCCAAGGGAAGAAGCAGCCAAUUCGCUUCCGGCCUUCAAAACGCGGGUUCCUGGAGACGGACUUCCUAGAGCAGCCGGUGACACACGAGGAUGAAUUCGAGGUGUUGGCAGAUGGGUGCAGAGCGGUGUGGGUGUGGCACAAGCACAUGGAGGACCUCUCCUGGGCCACGUACCCCACGGAUUGGCAGCCCGAGCAGAGCAACUACCGCAUUCCCACGUAUGACUGGGUGAAGAAUGACACCAGUCACGAGGCUCGGGCUGGGUUGAUCGGGCGGAUUGCUCGCGUGACGAAUGUUACGUUACCGCCGAGUUCCGAGGAGAUGAGCAAGGAGGGGGCCGUGCGGAAGAGAGGGGUGGGGGUGGGUGGGUCGGGGAUGGUGAACGGGCAGAAAGCGGAUUUGAGGCGCAACGUGGGAGUGGUACCAAGAGGGGAUACAGGGGAAAGGAAUAGGCAGCAGCGAGCGCACAUGGCGACAAACGGGCUAGAGAUUGCCGGCGAGCGCAUCACGGGUCAAGACGUACGAACACAAAAUGUCACGGCGUGCAUGGCCAUAGCCAACAUCGUCAAGAGCUCGCUGGGUCCCGUGGGAUUGGAUAAGAUGCUAGUGGACGACAUUGGUGAUAUCACCAUCACCAACGACGGAGCCACCAUCUUGAAGCAGCUGGAGGUGGAGCAUCCUGCUGCCAAGGUGCUGGUGGAUCUGGCAGAGCUGCAGGACAGGGAGGUGGGGGAUGGCACCACGUCAGUCGUCAUCAUUGCUGCUGAGCUUCUCAAGAGGGCAGACGAUCUCGUGCGCAACCGCAUUCACCCAACGUCCAUCAUCAGCGGGUAUCGACUGGCGAUGAGGGAGGCGUGCAAGUACGUGGACGGCAAGCUGGCAGUCAAGGUGGAGAAGCUGGGCAAGUCAACGCUGCUGAACGCGGCCAAGACGAGCAUGGCCUCUAAGAUUGUCGACAUGGACAGCGAGUUCUUUGGCAAGAUGGUUGUGGACGCAGUACAAGCAGUGAAGACCACGAACGAGAAGGGCGAAGUCAGAUACCCCAUUAAGGCAAUCAACAUUCUCAAGGCGCAUGGCAAGAGUGCGAGGGACAGCGCAUUGAUCAACGGCUAUGCGCUCAACACCACACGUGCCGCCCAGGGCAUGCCCCGCCGCGUGGGGCCCGCCCGCAUCGCGUGCCUGGACUUCAAUCUGCAGCGCACUCGCAUGCAGAUGGGCGUGCAGGUGCUGGUGACUGAUCCGAAGGAGCUGGACAAGAUUCGGGAAAGGGAGUCGGACAUUACGAAGGAGCGAAUCCAAAAGAUGCUCAAGGCGGGUGCGAAUGUCAUUCUCACCACCAAGGGCAUUGAUGACAUGUCGCUCAAGUAUUUCGUGGAGGCAGGCGCCAUUGCAGUGCGGCGAGUCAAGAAGGACGACCUGAGGCACAUCGCCAAGGCGUCUGGUGCCACCAUGAUGCUCACAUUCGCGGACAUGGAGGGCGGGGAGACGUUCGAUGCGUCCAUGCUGGGACAGGCAGAGGAGGUGUACGAGGAGCGGGUGGCAGAUGACAACAUUCUCAUCUUCAAGGGCUUUAAGGCCGCCAAAGCAGCCACACUGCUCCUGCGAGGAGCCAACGACUACAUGCUGGACGAGAUGGAUCGCUCCCUUCACGACGCCAUCUGCAUUGUCAAGCGCACACUCGAGUCCAACUCCGUGGUAGCAGGGGGAGGCGCUGUGGAAGCGGCCCUGUCAGUGCACCUGGAGAACCUGGCCACGACCCUUGGAUCCCGGGAACAGCUCGCUAUUGCUGAGUUUGCAGAGGCACUGCUCGUCAUUCCCAAGGUGCUUGCGGUGAAUGCUGCCAAGGACGCCACAGAUCUGGUGGCGAAGCUGAGGGCGUACCACCACAUGUCGCAGACUAAAAGCGACAAGCAGCACUUGGCAGAGUACGGUUUGGACCUGGUGAACGGUGUGUUGAGGAACAACGUGGAGGCGGGAGUGUUGGAGCCAGCCAUGAGCAAAACCAAGAUCCUGCAGUUUGCCACUGAAGCCGCCAUCACCAUUCUCAGGAUCGACGACAUGAUUCGGCUGGCCAAGGCCCAAGACGGGCCCGAGGAGUGA